This is a messenger RNA of Neltuma alba, 1960 nucleotides long. RefSeq names its product protein SIEVE ELEMENT OCCLUSION B-like. NCBI's taxonomy places the organism in Eukaryota, Viridiplantae, Streptophyta, Magnoliopsida, Fabales, Fabaceae. The annotation marks the transcript as partial. Gene Ontology annotation, biological process: phloem development. The record is from RefSeq and is a predicted model, not a curated record. The transcript is spliced from 5 exons.
AGAUUUCAAUGGUUUUGUCAGAUAUCUUACAAGUGCUCUAUUGGAGGAAACUCUCAUUCGACAACUAUGGGAAUUCUGGGCAUGCUUUCAAGCUAUUCAUGGGAUUCAAAGGUGGUGAUAGCAUUAGCAGCCUUUGCAUUGAACUUUGGGGAGGUCCAGCUGAUAACUCAGCUUUAUACCACCAACUCUCUUGCGACGUCUAUUGCUAUGUUGAAGCAUGUUCCUGAAACACAGAAUCAAGAGGAUAUUCUGGGAUUGCAACAUAGGUAUGAAGUGAUCAGCAACAUUGUCAAGGUCAUGUUGGAUCUGACCACUUGCAUUUUGGCAUUUGAGGAGCUCCCCUCGCAGUACAAAACACCUGACACGCCGCAGACGUUGGCUACCACCACUUUGGUUCCCAUUGCUGUCUAUUGGACCAUUCGUGGUAUUGUGGCUUCUGCAUCACAAAUUUCAGGCCUCCUGAGCAUGAAUCGAAAUAUAGCAUCAAUGUCAGAGGCUUGGGAACUUUCUAGUCUGGUUCACAAGCUCAAUAACAUACACAAUCACCUUCAGACUCAGCUUGCCCUUUUACAUAAGCAGAUGGAUGAUAACAAACAAACUGAAGCUUUCGAGACACUUGUGCGCCUUUUUGAUGCAUCUCACGCUGACAACUUGGAAAUUCUUCAAGGUUUGUUUGACUUCAAGGAUGAUCAACUGCCACUCCUUGAUUGUUCUACCAAGCAAAGGGUAAGCAGUGAUGCAUUGAGGAGUAAAAUUGUGCUGCUAUUCAUAUCAGAUCUCGAUCUCUCUGACCAAGAGAUCAUGAUUCUUGGACAUAUGCAUCUCGAGUCACGUGAGGAACCAGACAUGUUUCCUAUUCCAUACGAAGUCGUUUGGUUUCCAGUUGUGAACAAGGCAACCCCAUGUACUGAAGUGAAACGGAAGAAGUUGGAGGACCUACGAUCAACAAUGCCAUGGUACUCAAUUUAUGAUCCUUGGCAGAUAGAGCAAGCAGUCAUUAAGUACAUUAAAGAUAUUUGGCAUUUCAAGAAGAAGCCCAUACUUGUUGUGUUGGACCAGCAAGGAAAGGUUGUCAACCUAAAUGCUUUACACAUUAUGUGGAUUUGGGGAUGCUUAGCAUAUCCUUUCGCAGUUUCUGACGAGGAAUCCAUUUGGGCGAAACAAACAUGGGGACUCCAGCUAUUGGCAGAUGUGUUUUGUCCAUUAAGCUGGAUAUCAGAAGGGAAAUACGUAUGCUUGUAUGGAGGUGAAGAUCUUGAGUGGAUUAGGAAAUUCACAAGAGGCGCAUAUGCUAUGGCUGAGACUCUGGAAAUCCCACUGGAAAUGAUAUACAUAGGGAGAAGCAAUCCAGGGGAGAAAGUUAAGAAGAACACGGAAGCUAUAAUUUCAGAGAAGCUGAGCAGUACACUGGAGGACCUGACAUUAAUAUGGUACUUCUGGGUUAGAGUAGAAAGCAUGUGGCACUCCAAGUUACAGCAGGGGAAAACAGUAGAGAGUGACCCAAUAAUGCAGGAAGUGAUGACAAUUGUGAGCUUUGAUCGAAGCGAGGAAGGAUGGGCUGUGAUGGGCAGAGGAACAGAGAAGAUGGUGAAAGCAAAAGGAGAAACAUUCCUGAAAUGUGUUAAUGAGUAUCAGAAAUGGAAGGACAAGGCAAAAGAGAAAGGGGUUUUGAUAGCAAUGGAAGAAUAUAUACAAGAGCUAAGAACCCCACACCAUUGUAAUAGGUUGAUAGUUCCAGGAAGCAAUGGCAGAAGCCUAGAAGAAGUGACCUGUGCUGAAUGUGGCCGUCCCAUGGAAAAGCUCUUCAUGUACCGUUGCUGCAAUGAUUAUUGAUUCAACUCUUAAAUAUAGGAUCAUACAAAGUCCAAGUAGUGUACUUUUUUGGAUUCUCAAGACAGGUAUAUGCCUCAGUUAUGCAAAUUCUAUAAAUAACAUACCUUUCUGUAAACUUUAUGUUUUA